This is a messenger RNA of Terrapene triunguis (Three-toed box turtle), 1281 nucleotides long. RefSeq names its product mediator of RNA polymerase II transcription subunit 20. Gene Ontology annotation, molecular function: transcription coactivator activity. Gene Ontology annotation, cellular component: mediator complex. NCBI's taxonomy places the organism in Eukaryota, Metazoa, Chordata, Testudines, Emydidae. Gene Ontology annotation, biological process: regulation of transcription by RNA polymerase II. The transcript is spliced from 4 exons. The record is from RefSeq and is a predicted model, not a curated record. The coding region runs from base 178 to 816 and encodes 212 amino acids.
GGGGCUGCUGGGCUAGCAAAUCUGCUUCCUGCCCAGGAGAGAGAGACAGACAGACACACACACACAUCUAUAUAUAAGUCUCUGCUGCAAAUAUAUUUGAAAGACUGCAUAGUAUCAGCUGAGCCUCCUUCUCCUCCAUAGGGACCAGUGCAACCCUACGUGAAGACUUCAAGAAGCAUGGGAGUCACCUGUGUGUCUCAGAUGCCCGUGGCAGAGGGGAAGAGCGUCCAGCAAACAGUUGAAAUCCUAACAAGGAAAUUGGAGCUGCUGGGAGCAGAGAAACAAGGAACAUUUUGUGUGGACUGUGAGACCUACCACACCGCUGCCUCCACCAUGGGCAACCAAGGGCAGGCUGGCAAGCUGAUGUACGUGAUGCAUAACUCUGAAUAUCCCCUCAGCUGUUUCGCUCUCUUUGAAAACGGCCCCUGCCUCAUAGCAGAUGCCAACUUUGAUGUCCUGAUGGUGAAACUGAAAGGCUUUUUCCAAAACGCCAAGGCAAACAAGAUAGAGAGCCGGGGUACGCGGUACCAGUACUGUGACUUCUUGGUGAAGGUUGGCACUGUUACCAUGGGGCCCAGUGCCCGGGGAAUAUCUGUGGAGGUGGAAUACUGCCCAUGUGUGGUAGCCAACGACUGCUGGAACCUGCUCAUGGAGUUCAUGCAAAGCUUCAUGGGGAAUCACACUCCUGGAAACCCAUCCGUGUUUGGCAACAAGCACGACAACAUCUACAGCCCAGGUGACACAAUGGCUCAGUACAUGGAACUGUUCAACAAGAUCCGCAAACAGCAGCAGGUGCCUGUAGCUGGGAUCAGAUGAAGAAGACUCCAGGAGACUUUUUUUUUUCUUUUUAAAGUGACAAUAUCCUCUUUUUUCUGAUUGUCCUCAUGGAUCAGGAAUACCAGCCCUUUGCUCAGUAAUGUCCUGAAGAUGUCUUCCCCCUAAAGAAAAACAUCAUUCAUCUCCAUAUAGCAGGGGUAGAAUCAGUUUUUCCUACCUCCAAGCUUGGUCUCAAAUAUAGUGUGUGUUUCAUCCCUUAUUCAGUGGUUAGUCCAUUGGCGCUGAUGUGUCUCAAUGCAACAUCAGUGCUUGAUUCUGGUGAUAAAUGUUCUUCUGCAGAAGGAUAAAGUAGAAAAUGCAGCUGUGUGCGCACACAGGCAGGGUUUUAUUGUCCCUCAUUUUCCUUAGUGGCAGGCUGGUGAAUGUGGGUUUUGGGGAUAUUCAUAUGGAAGCAUUUUGGUACCACUUUAAUAAUAAUUAAAAAAAGGCUUAUUUUCAUAUAAA